AAAGUCAGAUCUAAGGUAUAGACUUAGAAUAGAAGUGUGUCAUAGAUGCACGAGUGAAGGAGAAACACAGGGGGAGGUUAGAAAGUCCUUUAUGUUCGAUGUACAGUAAAAUGACAGGUUGAGAGAGGGAGUGAAAGGGAGAGAGAGAAUUGCAGAAGUCAUUUGAGAGCGUGAGUCUAGAUCACAUCGGAGUGGGGAUCGGCAAAAAGCGCUGGUGGAUCUACAAUCUCUCUGCUACAGUUUGAGAUCUUUGCUUUGGAAUUAAUUUCCUAUCGAAUAAGGGGAAAACUAAGUGUAUCGUCACAAGCUUUUCAACAAGUUCUCCUUUCGGAUAAAAAGGGAAGCAGCUGCUGGUGUUUUCUCUGUGUUCGCUCGCAGUCACUUCUCAACACACACGCUCAAAGUGAAACAGGGACAGGUUCUGGCGUUGAGCGAUGGGGACGGUGAGCGAACUGUGUGCUUCCAGCUUCCAGGCGUUUUUGUGUCCCACGGUUUUCCCGGCUGCUCCAGCAGUGCCGGACGACCUGACGGCGGACGAGAAGCAGGAGCUGGAAAACAUCAGGAGACGCAAACAGGAGCUUCUGGAAGACAUACAGCGGCUCAAGGAUGAGAUAGCAAAGGUCACCAAUGAGAUCGAAAGUCUUGGCUCCACUCAAGAAAGAAUAAAUAUGCAGCGGAGUAAACAGAUGGCAAUGGGCCGCAAGAAAUUUAAUAUGGACCCCAAAAAGGGGAUUCAGUUCCUCAUAGAGAAUGAGUUGCUGAAGAACACUGAAGAAGAUAUUGCACAAUUUCUUUACAAGGGUGAGGGCCUCAACAAGACAGCCAUCGGAGAUUAUUUGGGUGAAAGGGAUGAUUUUAACAUUCAGGUUCUUCAUGCCUUUGUGGAGCUUCAUGAAUUUACAGACCUUAACCUGGUUCAAGCUCUCAGACAGUUUCUGUGGAGUUUUCGGUUACCGGGUGAAGCUCAGAAGAUCGAUCGCAUGAUGGAAGCCUUUGCCCAGCGUUACUGUCAAUGCAAUCCUGGCGUCUUUCAAUCCACAGAUACUUGUUAUGUACUUUCAUUCGCUAUCAUCAUGUUGAACACAAGCCUGCACAACCCAAACGUGAAAGACAAGCCAUCUGCAGAGAGAUUCAUAGCCAUGAACAGAGGCAUCAAUGAUGGAGGAGAUCUACCAGAAGACCUGCUCAGGAACCUGUAUGAGAGUAUUAAAAACGAACCCUUCAAGAUACCCGAAGAUGACGGCAAUGACCUCACUCACACGUUCUUCAACCCAGACCGCGAGGGUUGGCUGCUUAAACUGGGCGGACGGGUAAAAACGUGGAAGAGGAGAUGGUUCAUCUUGACGGACAACUGUCUUUAUUACUUUGAAUACACCACGGAUAAAGAGCCAAGAGGGAUCAUUCCUCUGGAAAAUCUCAGUAUUAGAGAAGUGGAUGACUCUAAGAAGCCAAAUUGCUUUGAACUCUUCAUCCCAGACAACAAGGAUCAGGUUAUAAAAGCAUGUAAGACUGAGGCAGAUGGGAGGGUUGUAGAGGGAAACCACACAUUUUACCGCAUCUCAGCCCCGACCACGGAGGAGAAAGAGGAGUGGAUGAAGAGCAUCAAGGCUGCCAUAAGCAGAGAUCCUUUCUAUGAAAUGCUUGCUGCCCGGAAGAAGAAAGCCUCAUCUUUGAAGAGACAGUAGGAGCAUUUAUACUGUAUUUGAACAUGGAUUUUGAAGGCCAUGAACAGGAUGUUAGUAUAUGGACCUGAAAAAGGGUCAUGGGGUCUGAGGAAAAGGUGCAAAUAAAACACAAAAGCCAUAACGCUGGACUGGACCGAUGUUUCUCAGGAAUGACAUUGUGCUUUGAAGUUUAUCAGUGCAGUUUGUAUUUUGGGAUUUUGUGUUACAUGUAUAUGUUUCAUUUUCAUGAAGUGCUUAUGAAAGGACGUUAUCGAGUACUCGUACAUUAUCAUCUCAAAUCAGCAGGUCUGACUGAAUGUGGCAUCUCAUUGAACUUUUCUAAGCUUGCUGCAGACAUGACAGUUACUCUUUGUGCUUUGAUACAUAUAAAAUGCUAAAUGUACACCUAUUUUUACACUGCUAUGUAAAUAUGUGGGAAGCUUUGGUCCCUGGUUUGUUUAAGACUGACAGCAUAAACUAAGAGUGACCUUAGUAUUUUUUUAUUUGGAGGCAUUUGUUUUGCUUUUCUAUCUUUCAUUUUUGUCAAAUUUGCCAAAAUUUUGUCACGUUUGUACUUUUUUUCUGUUAUCCUAAACACAGCUGUAGUGAGUAUUUUUCUGAAUUGAAAUUUGUUGUUUUAUUUUGAUACUGUUUAUUUGGCUUAAACAGUUAUUAAAGAGUGGUUCAAUAACAUACUCAUAGGUGGCCUUGAAAGACUGGAAAAAUGUGCAAAUGUUUCAUUUAGUUUGCUGAAUAUUUAUGGAAAAAUGUUAAAGCUGUUACAGAAUUUAACUACUGAGUUAAGAGUUUUAUUUUUUCUGAGUUUUGUAUUUUGCCACAUUAAAUUUAUUUCCUAAAUUAAUGAUAUGUAUAUGUAAGCCCCAUCCAAACCAAACAAAACUUUUUUUUCUUAAUAUGCACUGAUAAUUGAAGGAAAACUCGAAUACUAAUUUAUCAAUGCUGUAUAUAUUUAAACAUAGUUUGUUUUUAUUUUAUAAUGUCAAAAUUUACUUUGUCUAAAAGUAAAUGGGUUUAAGAAAAGCUUUUGGCCGGUUAUGUUUAAUUCUCCAUUGCAAUGUAAUCUUGUGCUUAAAAUAAAGUUGAUAUGAUUGAGCUUUA
Misgurnus anguillicaudatus (oriental weatherfish) is the source of this 2783-nucleotide messenger RNA. RefSeq names its product cytohesin 1b (gene cyth1b). The record is from RefSeq and is a predicted model, not a curated record. Gene Ontology annotation, molecular function: guanyl-nucleotide exchange factor activity. Gene Ontology annotation, biological process: regulation of ARF protein signal transduction. Lineage: Eukaryota; Metazoa; Chordata; Actinopteri; Cypriniformes; Cobitidae.